Molecule: messenger RNA, 2791 nt
Organism: Hippocampus zosterae (dwarf seahorse)
Lineage: Eukaryota; Metazoa; Chordata; Actinopteri; Syngnathiformes; Syngnathidae
Gene: tmprss13a
Product: transmembrane serine protease 13a
Exons: 13
Coding region: 182-1675 (497 amino acids)
Biological process (GO): proteolysis
Cellular component (GO): membrane
Molecular function (GO): serine-type endopeptidase activity; protein binding
Source: RefSeq, a predicted model, not a curated record
CCCUACUUAGAUAAAGAUCCAGACUGUAGAUGGGAAGGCAUUUAGAUGAAGGUCAGUGCUAAUCACAACAGAGAGAAGACCCUUGACAACAAAUCCACAUUUUUCCACCUGUGGAUGUGAACAAGCUCCACCCAUGUGGUGACGCCUCAACUCUCCACUUGCCUGGCAGUCACUAAUUCCGAUGGCAAUGCUUAACCCGAACGAUCCCCCGCCUCCUUACUACUCUGUCGCUGUGCACACCCAGCCCCCCCUUAAAUCCUAUGAAGAAGUGGUGUACGGUGUGAGUCCAGCCCAAACCCCCGCCAACCAGCCUCAUUUUGUCCCUCAGUAUGCACCACCUUUGGCCGCACCCCAAGUAACGCAGCCAAGUUUGCCCCCCAGUAGCAGGAAGAGAGGAUGUUGUAAGAAUAAUGCCCGGUGCAUUGGAGGGUCCUGCGCUGUCUUUAUCCUCGUCGCCCUGCUGGCUGUUGCCAUCUGGCUCGGAGUGCGAUAUGGCACUAGGGUAUGGACGCAAGGCCGCUUCAACAGCAAUGACGCGCAAAAUGAAAGCAUCGAUGACAACCAGUUGAUAUUGAUGAGUGACAUCUGCCCUAACGAUACCAUAACCUGUGAUGGGAUUAGGGACUGCGAGCUGGGCUCUGAUGAAAUGGUUUGUGUGAGGUUUGGGAUUAGAAAUCGUCUGGAGGUCAAGACCGCCCAAGAUGGUCGCUUUCUUCCCGUCUGCUUCAACGGAUGGGACCAGAGCAUUGCUGAUCAGACGUGCAACCAACUUGGGUUUAAAAGGUUUUAUAGCUACGCAAAUAUCACAACCCAGGACUCCCUCGGACUCAUAGCGACCAACACAUUGUCUGAUUCCAUCCAGGGUCAAGUUGAAGUCAGAUCCACCUGUCCGGAUCAGAGCACAGUCUCCCUGCAGUGCGUCGAAUGCGGCAAGCAGCAAUCCACGUCCCGCAUCGUAGGCGGCAGCAUUGCAGACAGGGCUCAGUGGCCAUGGCAGUUAUCGCUGCACUUUCGAGGGUCCCACGUGUGCGGGGGGGUCUUGAUCUCUCCCGAUUUUUUGUUGACCGCCGCUCACUGCUUUCCGAGGAGCAACCCCUCAACGCUCUUGCCGCAGUUCUGGCAAGUGUAUGCGGGCGUGCUGUCUCUGAACAAUUUACCUACACCUUUGGUGGUGGAGAGGAUCAUCCUCAAUGAAAACUACAACAACAUCACCAAUGAUCAAGACAUCGCUCUAGUCAAACUUGCAGCUGAGGUCAACUUUGAUGAUGAUGUACACCCGGCAUGCCUGCCAGUUACUGCGCAGCAAUUCCUCCCUGGCACUGCUUGUUGGACGUCGGGCUUUGGUAGCACCGAUCCAGAAUCAGGCCAAGUAUCUGAUGUGUUGAUGGAGGUAACUGUCGACAUCAUCAGUACAAUAGAAUGCAACAACCCUUGGGUGUACGGAGGCGCCGUGACCGAAAACAUGGUCUGCGCUGGACAUUUGGAGGGAGGCAGAGAUUCUUGUCAGGGUGACAGUGGUGGGCCACUGGUGUGUCAGGCCGACGACGUGUGGUACCUGGUGGGCAUUACCAGCUGGGGUGAUGGAUGCGCUAUGGCAAACAAACCAGGUGUUUACACCAAAGUCAACAGUCUUCUGCCUUGGAUCCAUACCAACAUGCAGCUUGCAAGGCAGUAACACCACUGGUUUCCCUCCGUUUUCUCCAUUGAGCACUGCACUGAGAAUCUGUCUUCAAGCAACCACGGUAGAGGCUCUGCGUCAAACAGAAUACGGACGGAUUUAACAUUUUAUGGAGCAGAGGGCACGAGGAGGUGACACAAUACCAAAUGACAUGUUUACAGCUGUGUGACCACUGAUGACUUGUCUUGCGGUCCUUCCGACUUCUGACAUGUGACACGCUUUAAAGAUGGUCCUUUGCGUAUGUGGUCUCUGCCAAUGCGACACUGCCUCUGGGAUUUUCCUUAACUAUGUACACUCAACAUGCUGUGAAGCCUGUACCGUUGAAUCCCCCUGACCAUUUAUGACACAGAACUAGAAUGGGCUAACUCCACUGCGGUCCUUUUGACAGGAGAGUGAUUCAAAGUUUUAUGACUGCGAUAACUUCUUAUCUUGGUGGUUUAUAUGGCAAUGGUUACUUCUUUUGACGAUUUGAUUGACAGAAUUCCCCCGGCUUUAGUAUUUUGUAUGGGGUUUUUUUUGUGGGUAUUACUGACAGUUUUUACUGUUAUCUUCAGUUUCAUAGGUUGGGCCCUUGUCAAUUUUUUUUGGGGUGGUGAUAGUGAUCCAAAUUGAAACAUCUGCACUGCUAUCUAUGAUAUUCUGAGUUUUCUAUCAAUCUCUGAGUGUCACUUUGUGAGAUGUUUUUUUCUUAUCUUAUAAAAAGAUAAGAAGGGAGGAGUAGCCUAUUGUCAUGGGUAAAGCCACACGGCCAUCUUGGAAAUGGGAGUUGGCACAGUGUUGCACGAAUGAAUUCACAAAUGGGCCGAGUGAGAUACUAAGAAUUGUUUGCCAUAAGUGUAAACUUCAUUGAGAUCAGUGUUUCCCUAAAUUAUAUGCAUUAUCUCUAUUUAUUUUUGUAAGUAAUUUAGAUAUGCCAGGAAUUGAGUUAGCCCACUCUAGAUCUCAGCAGCAUACAAAAACUUUUAAACCAAGUUUUUUUUUGUUUUUUGAAUGCAGUUUUUCUUAUUUUACUGUGGUUCGAAAUUUGCACUGUUCAAAUGUUAGAUGGUCCAGUUGCAUCUGUUUGAAAAUCAUGUUAUAAGAAUAAAAAAUCUUUUUUUCUAAAAAAAAUAA